AUGGAGGGGUUAUUUCAAAGAAAACAUAAUCAGAUGUCUUACGAGGAAAGGGGUAUGGUUGAGAAAAACAAAAAAGAAAUAGCAUCGCGUAUUACGCACGUGAUUGAUUGCGAGGCAUAUAUGAAUAAAAAAAAGACAUUUCUUCGCGAAAUAUCGGUUUAUAGAGUAAAAACCGGCGAGUGUGCGUCGUUUCAAGUGUAUACACCGUUUGUACCCUUUAAUGAACACUGCUAUACAAUUGAUUAUCAGAUAAAGAAAAUUCACGGCUUACCGAUUGUCCGUAAACGUUUAACGGGAGAUUUUUAUACACUAAAAGAAUCGAUGGCGUUUUUAACAGAUGAAUUUAUGUGUAACGCCGAUUUAGUGGGCUAUAAAGACGGCGAUAUUGAACGUAAUUUGUUAAAUAAUAUGGGUGUGCGUUGUAUUAAUCUUGAAGUAUUGACAUGUCCAAAGUAUGCCGACCUAUUGACCAUAUUUGGUCAAUCGCAAGAAUGUUGUCCCUAUCACCUGGGUAACCAUUAUCAUUGUUCAAAACAUGAAGUAAAAAUGUUUGCACAUUUUGUGUAUUUUAUUUUGUAAGGAUGGCAAUGCUCGAAGCAUUAUCGUAUCUUCUACUAAAACAACCUUAUAAUCCAACAUUGUGGAAUUUGUAUUCCACAUGUACAUAUUUACGAUUUUAUAAACCGCUAAUGGUUAAAGAACGCAAAAUUAAUCAUUAUUCUGAGGUUAAAGGGGGAUGUUGGUUGAAAGGCGGUUUUGAGACGAUACGCGAUUUUAUAGCUGUGGACGAUGUAAAAGAGGAUGAUGAAAAAGUGAAGAGCGACAAUCCCGCCACGCCUGAUUUGGUGUGGGAGAAAAACCCACGCAUGGGCGUUGACGAAGACGGCGGCAAGAAAAUAUAUAAUAUACCCGUGGAAUGGAUUCCGCAAUUGGGUGUUCGCGAAGGUUUGUUCGUGCUAUUUCCUUAUCCGUUUUGCUGUCGUGAAGUAUUAGUACAUUCAAAAACACAGCUGGUACAUUGUCAGUCUUUAAAUAUGCCCCGUGACUAUUAUGUAGACAAACAUUAUUUUCACGUUGGUUCGGGAGAUUGCGACGAAGAUAGUUCGGAGAUCGAAGUGUUUGCCGGCACGCAGUUGUAUGUGGGGUUGAUGACCAUGAUGAAACAUUUCAAGACCAACCUAUACGUAAAUAUGGGUGAAAUGUUGACCGCUCUCGAUAGUAAUGAGAAAGUGUUACAGUAUUAUCGUAAGGAAGUCCGCAGCGAAGAAAACGAAAAUGGCGAAGUCGCAGUAACUGUAAUAUAUCAUGUAGAAAAGAAGAUAGCUAUGGCUAUUCGUAAGUAUUUAGCACAUAUAUUAGUAUGCAAAAAAUGUAUUAGAUAUAUAGAAGAGUUUUUAUCGUUAUCAGACCAAAGUGUGGAAGAACACCCAUACCCCGCACAUAGUGACUUGGAUUGUGACGGUUAUAAUUGUAUAGGUUUACCUAUUUUACGACAUAUAUUAGAUGCUGAUUUUGAUAGUUUGAGGGAUAAAGCUUUUUACGGUGUCGUAGUCGAUGUAUUUGAGAGUCGUUGUGAACGCGUGGAAGGUUUUAUGACAUCAUACGUUAUAAAAUAUGUGUAA
This is a messenger RNA of Paramuricea clavata, 1622 nucleotides long. NCBI's taxonomy places the organism in Eukaryota, Metazoa, Cnidaria, Anthozoa, Malacalcyonacea, Plexauridae. The record is from the annotation of a GenBank genome assembly.